AUGAGACCCAUCGAAAUCGAAUUCAACCUUCCGGGAGGCAAGGACUUUUUUCAGCAGGGACUAAUCCGCCAAGCCCAACAAGUUUUGGAGUCUGCCCUGGUCAAUGCGACACAAACCGUGCCUACGUCCAAGACAGGGCUAGCUCUCGAUAAGGAGAGGGUCGAGUCUUUGGAGUGGAUAUCGCCGGAGUUUCUUACAUGGAUGCUGCAAGACAUCGGAAGCGCGAAGGGCGGGUCGUUUGUUUGGGAUUAUUUUAAACACGUAUCCAAGUCGAGCUUGAAGUAUAUGGGCUUGAGCUUGCUAUCGAACCGGGUAUCAACAGAUGAAAGGGAUAUUUUCACGGUCUGUUUGAGUGCCGCCGCGCACAAGUUUCUGGUCACCAUGCUUGCGAGCGGGGAGCAUGACGAUGAACUCACCGACCAUCUGCAACAAAGAUUGUUGAAUUACAAACGAGCUGCUCUGGCAGCUUUGGAUCGGAUACGGCUCAUGACCACUCCCUCCCUCUCGCUAUUACAGGCGAUCUUGUGCGGUAUAUUCAUCCACCAAGGAUCCGGGAACGCGCGGUUUGCUUACGAUUUGACUCGGACUGCCUGUCGGGUUGCUACUGACCUAGAGCUUCAUCUAAAUCACUCUCGACAUGGAAGGGGCUCCAGGACAGAAGAGGAAUCUUUCUGUUUGCUGUGGUGCUACAUGCUGGAUAAAAACUACGCAUGGAAAUUUGAACCUCGUCGAUGGUACUUUGACCCCGAACCAGGACUUAUUGACCAGCAUGUCGACGUCACAACUUCGGAGCUGCUCAAUAUUUAUCUCAUUAUGGCUCAAGUACAAGACGAAGCUCUAUCGCUGUCAAAGACUAUCCUUUUUAUCGAAUCGCGAUCGGCCCAACACACAUUGCGCAACUCCACUGAGUUUCUGUCAACGAAAAUGGAAAAAGUGCGCCAACGAAUUGAACAGAUAGCAUCAUCAUCCCCGACCUGCUGGAAGGGGCUUGAACCAGCCAACGAAAUCGCUGCACUCCACUUUGCCCAUAAUUCGGUUCGCACCAUGUCUCUUUAUCUAGUAUCCGAGCAAUCAGAAGGGCAGAACCUCGGCUUUGGUGAUUUAAUUCUCCGAUCUGCUCGUCAAGAAUUGUCAUCGUUGGUGGCCAUCUGUCUCAUCAGUGAAAAGAAUCGCGCCGUCGGCUUCUUGCAUUGGACCCUGAUAUACUAUCCUUUAACCGCUUGGUUUGUUCUCUUUUGCAAUACCGUCACGAGCUCCCACCGCGAGGACCUGAACCUACUUAAAACGUUGGCAACGGUUCUGAUGCCAAAUGUCUCCCUCAGUCACCCAAUUACCGUCAUAAAGCAGCUUUGUGAGGAUUUUAUAGCAUUAUCGCAAUCCCAUUUCGCCAUCUCGGGUGACGAUGCAGGUGUCGGAGUCGAGAACCCUUCGUCCUCCUUUAACACCCAAUCGCUGUGGCGUAAUGUUAGUUCUAAUCCUGCCAUCGCACCGAUACCUGCCAAUAAUGCCGCUUCUUUAACGUCGGACAUAUAUGAGAUGUGUGCUACCAACGAAGGCGAGGACUCCGCUGCCUUUGACCUGUUAUUUUCGAACCCUUUGGCUCUGGACUUCCCCGAAGAUAUUUUUCAUUUUGAUACCUCUUAA
Messenger RNA from Penicillium waksmanii, 1644 nucleotides. RefSeq names its product fungal specific transcription factor domain-containing protein. The record is from RefSeq and is a predicted model, not a curated record. Bases 1 to 1644 code for a protein of 547 amino acids. Gene Ontology annotation, molecular function: DNA binding; zinc ion binding. Lineage: Eukaryota; Fungi; Ascomycota; Eurotiomycetes; Eurotiales; Aspergillaceae. The transcript has 5 exons. Gene Ontology annotation, biological process: DNA-templated transcription.